AGCCGAGUCAGUAGUCCUCCACGUCGUUCUCUCACGUAGUCGCGUUAGUCGCCGCGAGAAUAUUAUUUAUAUUCACGGGCUAUUCCCCAGGAGGCGGCCCAGCCCCGAGUCUCCGUCGGCCCCCGCACUCGUCCACCGUGAGAGCCCAACUAUGCGGUUCAACGAGACCGUCUGCAACUCCAUGCCGCCGAUGCAUAUUGGACUGCAGAACAAUAAUCUACAAAGAAGCUCGUCCGAGUUGAUAAUCAAUGAAAAACUGGACUCCCUGACGUUGGAUCAGGAGAACCAAGAGUUUCGCAUCGGACAGGACACGAGCACCUACUCGUCCUUCGCAAUCACACGCAACAACAAAAUCAUCGAGCACAACAUCAACAACAAUCUCGACAAUACCAUUUAUCAGAGCAGCUCCACCGAGAGCUUGGCUGAUUUCGAAGGUUACUACGAAGACCCGUCGCAGGAGUUAACAGGCUCCGACUGGUCGGAGUACUCGGAGGACGGCAACCUGCCCCAAGGCUGCCGUGGCAUCGUCAAUCCGAACUACCCGGGCUUCCAGCAUCUCGGACCGUCGCUGUUGUCCGACACCGACGACACCGAGGACGAGCACGAAUUAGAGGACGAGGAGGUCCUCGAAGUCACUCCAACCGUCCCUCACGAGGACGUCUACAACAACAAUAACAACAACAACAACAUCGUCGACGACACCGUCAACCGAUUCGACGCUCAGCGCGACGAGCAGAAGCUCUUCUACGAGAAACCUAAAUUCAACAUACAGACCGUGAGCUCGCUCAUCGAGUGCAUGAAUUACGUAAAGAGCCUGCACGAGUCUGGCAUGGCAACGACGACGUCCGACGACAUAUUCGGCAACGACGAGGUCGAGAUCGUGCAGCUGACGACGAGCGUCAAGGAGAGCCUCCAGUUUCCCGAAAUCGAGCAGAUCCCCGACUCCUCCAAGAACAGCGAGGCAGAGGAGAUCGAAGAGACGCAGAUCGACGAGCCGGUGGACCUGAUCCGCGAAGCUCGAGCCAAGUCGCUGAACCCCUUCCUGGUGCACAGCACCAACCCCUUCCUCAACAACAACAUCUUCGACACAGAGCUAAACGACGAGAUCAUCGACAACAACAACGUCAAGCUCAUCUCCCCGUUGACGUCGCCGAUCGCUCCCUCACCGGUGAAGCAGCCCUCGAAGGGUAAACUCGAGGAGAUCGACCUGUUAGCGAGUAUCAAUCAUCACAAUCUGAUCCACAUAGACGGCGAAGAUCAAGUAUGUCUGGACCACCAGCAGAAGCUUCUCCAACAGCAGCAGUCCUCGGUACCGGACGUCGUCGCUAUGGAGCUCGACGUUCUCCAUACCGCCGAUCGCAACAAGAUGAACAUCAACUGCGAACCGAUCAUCGUUGAGAAGCCGCCGAGCAAUGUUGUCAGCAGUACUGGCGCUGCUAAUAACGCCGUUGUCGGAGGCUUCGGAGAUACCAAGAAGAAGGAGAAGAUGAUAAGGAACCAGGCGAGACGCAGACAGCAGCAGAACUGCAAUGUUACGCAGAGAAGCAGACAGGAGAGCAAACGCCGAACUGAACUGGAGAGCGGAGGCUUCGACGUUUACAACAUCGAAACAGCAAUGCCAAAGAUCGACAUGGACGCCAUUGAGACACACUUGAAAGCCGCGCGCGAAGAAGAGCGUCGGCGACGCAAUGACAGAGAGGAAAUCCGCAGACGACUGGCGAUGGGCCCGGACGCGGAUGACAUGCGCGCUGAGCGCGGCAGGAAGCCUAGUCUUCAGUCUCGUCUUCAGAGUGGUAUGAACCUCCAAAUAUGCUUCAUGAACGAGACAUCGUCGGACUCGGAGUCAGCUCCAGGUCCGGACGGCAACGACUACGUGCUGAGCUCUCCGACAUCUCCAAUGUCCCCGAGCUCUCAAUCCUCGUCUUCGUCAUCGGCUUCCUCGAUAGCCGCCAGCCCGUCGAAGCACCAGCAGCUUCUGAUGCAGAACGCCAGACCACAUGUGCUGAGUCUUCCACCUUUGAGGCUCACCGACGCGGCGACCUACGCGAACGAGGCACCUCUCGACGAAGCUGACUUUUUCGCGCGACAAGCUCGACUCCAAACCGAGGCCAGACUCGCUCUUGCACAAGCCAAGGAGAUGGCGCACAUGCAGAUGGAGGUCGAGAGACAGAAGCUCAAGGCGAACCCCAUCACUGAAAUGGUUCGCGCCAGCCUUCAAAAGAUCGGCGUGACACUCGGAGAGGACAGGCGCAGACUGACGCGCGCCCUCCUGACCGAGCUUAACAUCGCUCAGCUGCAAGUUCUCGCGAACGACUUGCACGCAAGGAUAGCCACGUUGAACGAGGCCCUGGUCGAGGGUCUCUUGCGCCGUGACGAUCUCCACAUGGAGCAGGACUCGAUGCUCGUCGACGUCGAGGAUCUGACGCGAUACCUAGGCGCCAAGCAGGAGUCCUUCAAGAAGCGCCAGCAGAGCUCCCAGUCCUCCCGUCCAAUCCAGUCGUCAUCCAGGACUCGCCAGCAGCAGAAACAGCAACAACCUCAGCAGCAACAGCAGCAGAUGUCGAGGGCGAGGACACUGGCACUGCAGUUGGGAAGGGCGAGACUCGCCGCCGGACGGCAGCUCGUGGUCAACCUCGUGAGGAAAUAGUACGCGGCCGCGGCGGCCCUCGGCCUCUUCUGGCGAUCAGCCGCAGCCUCCGUCGAGAUCUGAGCCGCGAGAUAUACGACGUCUGUCUCUUAUCUCUAUUCUACUCUGUCCUACACUGAUGGACAUUUAUACGUCUUUACGUAUUGUAUCUCGUAGAAUAACCGGUGCGCGAGAGGAUGUGGUCGUUGAUUCGUUAAGGGGAGUAGGCCAUUGAUAUUCUUCUGUCUUGGAUGUCGUUUGUGUGUGUGCAGACUCUAUACCGAUGAGUGCGCUUUCAACUAAUUCGUUUGUUACAGUUUUUUUUUUUUUUUUUUUUUGUAAUGAAUACAUGCCUCAUUUUUAUUGCUAUGUUAACCGAGCAUAGGUGCAAUAUCAUUUAAUUUAUUUAUUAUAUAUAUGAGUAUAUUAUAAAGUUUGGAGAUUUUGUAAAUGUAUAUAUAUCGACGAGGUGUUAUGGAACGUUAUACGUGACAAUUAUAGUGUAUAUAAACGUUAAUUUUGCCUUAUAUUAUACUCAUGAUAUUCAUUUCGCGUAUAAAUUAAGUUUUCUUUAUUCUUAGUUUCUUUUUAUUUAUAUGAUCGUUAUGUACGACAUUGACAGCCGAAUUCGUGAUUUCUCUUGUGCGUGUUUCAAAACUCUUUAUCUUACAUUCUUUCUGAUCGAUUUUAUUCUAUAGUAGAAUUUAAAAAAACUUCAAUCGACUUUCACAUCCUCUCAAGUACAAAAGCAAUCUCAAUCCAAUGUGUGAGUUACCAAAUGUCCAAUGCGUCGCGACACACGAAGAAAAAAAUGUUUGCCGUGUAAUCGUAUCGCGCAAAAAAAAAGAAACAAAAAAGCAAACUGUUGUUGCUUGCGUAUGUUGAAACAAAACAAAAUAUAUUAAUUGUGAAACUCCAUCAUUAAGCUCACGCUAUCGUGGAGAUUAUUGAAUCCUUCGUUUUUAAAUAUACAACAAAAAAAAAACAAAGCUCAAGCUAAAAGCUGCUGUUCGACGACAAAUGUGUAUCCGACAAUUGUAUCAAGUAUUAAUAGCCCAAAAGAGGAAGAGGUAUAGAAUAUACAAGAUCGAUACUUCUCAGUUUUUGAGAAGCAAAUAAUUUAUACUACAUGGCCCUCAGUAUAUACGCGAAAACUGAAAAAUUAUCAUGGUAAAUAUACAAAAAAUAUACCUAUAUAAACCGAGAGAUUGAUUGUAGUGUCAUAUGUAUUCGUACAAGUCUCAACGUUUAAGCAAGGUUUGACUUAUUAUACCGAUUCUUCUCUCGCGUGCGAGCUUGCAUGUUUUUCUAUUUAAUAAUUAAAAAAGAAAAUAUGACGUAAAGGCGAAUCUCAAUUAUUAUAUCACACGUACGUAAAUAUGCGCAUUAGAUUGUUUACGAAAGCUGAGCGCCUAUUUAUAACGCGAAGACCACAUCAGGAGGCUUAAAAUCGAAGCUUCGCCAAUAUACUUAUAACGAGUACUUAAUUAUACUAAACUGGCUGCUACUUGGUUUUGCCGUACUUGAAUCUGCAGUAAACAAUCAAUAUACAAGUAGUAAUAAUCGCGAAUCCAAAUCGGCUCUCAGCUUUGAUCAUUCGACAAAACGGGUUUACACUGUUUUUCCUCAAUUUUGCUCACAAGUGCGCUUACACCAUGCCCACGCAAUAUAUAUCCGACAAAGGAAACGCAGUAUUCCAAUGGAAUUUCGAGUAGUGUGGAAAGUUAAUCAUUGUUAUUUAUUUUUUAUUAAUUGUAACUUUAUCGAAGCUCGCAGCUAUGUCUCUAGAAACGUCACUCUAUCCAAGCUAUCACUCAAGCUUUUUACAUUUACUUCGAUAAAACUACAAAUAAGUAAAAAGAUGAUGAUUAAAUUCCGGCAGUUUUGUUACUCCGUAGAAACGACGAUAUAAGAGCAGACACUACCGCUUCGAGAUCGAAAUAAAAUAUACCGUGUAGUAGAGAAAAUUGCGAGACUCCGGUCCCCACUUAAUCCCGUCCUUUUUUAAUUCUUUCGCAGCAAGACAGACGGUCGCCAUCGAUCGUCGGUUGAUAAUGAGAAAAACCAGACAAACCAAUAAUUAUAUUAACGAUGACAUAAUAAUAAUAAUACUACUAAUAAUUAUUAUAAUAACGAGGUUUAAAAUAAAAAAAAAACGAUUGAACUCUUGUCUUCGCUAUUACAACGUGUGGUGUGCAAAAAAAAUUGUAGGGUGCACAGAGUUGUGUACCAAGUAGGAACAUUUUAGACUAAGUCAUAGACCAAAAAAAAA
Nasonia vitripennis (jewel wasp) is the source of this 4898-nucleotide messenger RNA. It is a transcript of the gene Schip1, whose product is annotated as schwannomin-interacting protein 1 homolog. Lineage: Eukaryota; Metazoa; Arthropoda; Insecta; Hymenoptera; Pteromalidae. Gene Ontology annotation, biological process: positive regulation of hippo signaling. Gene Ontology annotation, cellular component: plasma membrane; cell junction. The transcript is spliced from 11 exons. The record is from RefSeq and is a predicted model, not a curated record. The coding region runs from base 152 to 2647 and encodes 831 amino acids.